This is a messenger RNA of Thrips palmi, 2131 nucleotides long. RefSeq names its product filaggrin-2-like. The record is from RefSeq and is a predicted model, not a curated record. The coding region runs from base 1 to 2037 and encodes 678 amino acids. Lineage: Eukaryota; Metazoa; Arthropoda; Insecta; Thysanoptera; Thripidae. The transcript is spliced from 6 exons.
AUGACGGCCAUGACGGUCACCCUCCACACGGCUCCAAGCAAGACCAGCCCCCGCGGCUCCCCCGGCAACUCGGCGCUGGGGCUGGACGGCGUCAGCCCCAGGGGCUCGCGGCUCGGCCUCGACCGGGGCCUCGACGUGGACGCGCCGGACUUCGACCGCGGCCACCGGAAGAGCAUCGCGCCGGAGCUGCUGUCCGGGGAGGUGACGUCGUCGCGGUCCCGGAACACCCUGGCCCCCGACAAGGCGCGGUCGCCGCGGAACAGCCUGACCCCGGAGUCCGCCGUGGCCGGCGACUACACUCGGCGAUCCAGCCUGGCGCCGGACUUCAACCGGAGCCCCCGGAAUAGCCUGGUGCCGGACUACAGCCGCAGCCCGCGCAACAGCCUGGUGCCUGACUACAACCGCAGCCCCCGCAACAGCCUCUGCCCGGACGGCCCCUCGGCCAACCGCAGCCCCCGCCACAGCCUGGUGCCCUCCGACUGCGACCCUCCCUCCUACAACCGCAGCCCGCGGCCCAGCAUGGUGCACGAGCGCGACGUGGAGUACGUGGCCAGUCGCCGGGACAGGGACCGUGACAGAGACCGGGAUCGGGACGGCAGAGAUCGUCACCGAGACCCGGACCGCGAUCGAGACCGUGACCGCGACCGCGACAUGGACUACACCCGCAGCAGCCCGCGGCCCAGCUUGAUCCCGCCCGACUCCGGCGACCAGCCGCACUCCGGGCGCAGUCCGCGGCCGAGCCUCAUCCCCUCGGACAUGGAGUUCAACCGCAGCGCGCGGCCCAGCAUGAUCCCCUCCGACGUGGAGUUCAACCGCAGCCCGCGCUCCAGCCUGGGCCCCGAGUCCGGGGAGUUCAACCGCAGCCCGCGGCCGAGCCUCAUCCCCGCCGACGUGGAGUUCAACCGCAGCCCGAGGUCCAGCCUGGUCCCGGACAGCGACUCGCGCGUCGACCUGAGCCGCAGCCCGCGCGGCAGCAUCGGCGGCAUGGACCCGGGCCGCUCGCCCAGGGGCUCCUACGUGCAGGAGAUGGGCGCGUCGCGGUCGCCGCGCGGCAGCAUCGGCGCGGGCGUCGACCCCUCGGCCUCGCCCUACAACCGCAGCCCGCGCGGCUCGCUCGGCGCCGACCUCAACCGCAGCCCCAGGAACUCCCUGUCGCCCAGAGGCAGCCUCACCGGCCGCGGCAGCGUCGACCUCGCCGUCGCAGGCCCAUCGCGUGCCGGCUCGCAGCGCAGCCCCUCCCCCUACCGAGGCCCCGCCAAUUCCGGACCCGGCAGCGGAAUGCCUGGCCGGGGCACGAGCUACGGCACGUCCUGGACGGAGGCGGGAUCGAGGCGUGCCUCCAGCAACCCCUCUCAGAUGUCCGGCGACGACAGGCGGCAGCUGUGCGCCGAGCACACCAAGCUGGCCGCCGAGUCGUCCACGGGGCUCACGGCCUACGGCUCCUUCGUGUACCAGAUCAAGGACGCCAACAUCGAGGCCUCCGGCGUGUGCGACUUCGUGUGCCGCGCGCUCGGCAUCGUGUACAAGACGGCGCUGGUCACCGUGGUGCUCGUGUGCCUCACCGUCAUGCCCAUCAUCAUGCUGUUCAUGGGCAUCAAGUACCUGCGCGACUGCCCCAAGGAGCCGCACCUGCCCAUGUACAUGCUGGUGGGCGGCAUCCUGGGCACGGUGCGCAUGGCGUGGCUGGUGUGGCGCCAGUCCGUGUCGCGCCGCUACGCGCAGCUGGGCGCGGGGCUGGGCCAGGCCGCCAUGGACUCGGACGUGGCGGGCUCCCUGGGCGCGCGCAUCGCCUGCUGGGCCCUGUCGCUCUUCCUCGUCGUGUGGUUCUGCAUGGGCAACUACUGGAUCGUGCACAUCAUGUGGCCGUCGUACGCCGCCACCCUGUUCGAGCCCAACGCCUGGUGCGACAAGACGCUGUACGUGUUCGCCGUGGUGCACCUCGUGGUGUGCUACUCGGUCAUCAGCGCCAGCGUGGCGGCGGCUGUGCUCCUGUCGUGCUACCAGCUCAUCUUCCCCGUCGUGCUGCGCUUCAAGUAGCAUAAAGGGCCACCCCUGCCCGUCCACCGCCACAGACGCAGCGAGUUUCUGCUCGUCAAGUUACAGGACUCGGCGCAGGGCUCCGCGCCGGACU